CACGCGGGCGGAGGGGCGGCGCGUGGGGCACGCGGACCGAGACCGCCGGUUGCGCACAGGAGCUGGAGGAGGGGGCGCAUGUGGGCUCUCCGCUCGCUGCUGGGGCUGCGGUGCGCGGCCGGGCGCGCCAUGUCGCAGGGGCCGACUCGCCGGCCACGGCCGCCCAAGGACCCGCUGCGGCACCUGCGCACGCGGGAGAAGCGCGGCCCGUCGUGGGGGCCCGGGGGCCCGAACACCGUGUACCUGCAGGUGGUGGCGGCCGGCGGCCGGGAUGCAGGCGCUGCGCUCUACGUCUUCUCCGAGUUCAACCGGUAUCUCUUCAACUGCGGGGAAGGCAUCCAGCGACUGAUGCAGGAGCACAAGCUGAAGGUGUCUCGUUUGGACAACAUAUUCCUGACCCGAAUGCACUGGUCUAAUGUUGGAGGGCUGUGUGGAAUGAUUCUUACCUUAAAGGAAACCGGGGUUCCAAAGUGUGUGCUGUCUGGACCUCCACAACUGGAAAAGUACCUGGACGCUAUCAAAAUAUUUUCUGGUCCACUGAAAGGAAUAGACCUGGCCGUGCGACCCCACUCCGCGCCGGAAUACCAGGACGAGACCAUGACGGUCUUCCAGAUCCCCAUCCACAGCGAACAGGUGAACGGGGAGCACCAGCCAGCGCAGAGUCCAGGGAGGCUGAGUCCAGAGCCGUCUCCAGACGCGGGACCAGCGGAAGGGGAGCAGCACCUGGCGGCCGGUGCUGGCCAGAAAACGCACGGCAGGGACCCCUCCUUGGUCGUAGCUUUUGUCUGUAAGCUCCACAUGAAGAAGGGAAACUUCUUAGUACUCAAAGCGAAGGAGCUGGGCCUCCCAGUCGGAACAGCUGCCAUUGCGCCCAUCAUUGCUGCUGUCAAGGACGGGAAAAGCAUCACAUUCGAAGGAAGAGAGAUUCUGCCUGAAGAGAUCUGCACCGCCCCAGACCCCAGGAUCGCUUUCGUCGUGGUAGAAUGUCCAGACGAAGGAUUCAUUCAGCCCCUCUGUGAGAAUGCCACCUUCAGGAGUUUCCAAGGAAGAGCCGAAGCCCCCGUGGCCCUGGUGGUCCACAUGACCCCGGAGCAUGUGCUCCUGGACAGCAGAUACCAGCAGUGGAUGGGGAGGUUCGGGCCCGACACCCAGCACCUGGUCCUGAACGAGCACUGUGAGUCGGUCCACAACCUCCGCAGCCACAAGAUCCAGACGCAGCUCAGCCUCAUCCACCCCGGCAUCUUCCCCCCGCUCGCCAGCCUCCGCCCUCAGGAAGGAGGGCUUGCCCCCUGCGUGCCCCUGGUCCGCGGCCAGUGUCUCCUCAAGUACCAGCUCCGGCCCCGGCGCGAGUGGCAGAGGGAUGCCAUCGUAACUUGCGACCCUGAGGAAUUCAUUGCUGAGGCCCUGGAGCUGCCUAAUUUCCAGGAGAGCGUGCAGGAGUACAGGAAGACUGUGCAGGACGGCCCGGCCCCGGCGGAGAAGAGAGGCCAGUAUCCAGAAGUGGUCUUCCUCGGAACGGGGUCCGCGAUCCCUAUGAAGAUCCGGAAUGUCAGCUCCACUCUCAUCAACAUCAGCUCCGACGCGUCCCUGCUGCUGGACUGCGGGGAGGGCACCUUCGGGCAGCUGUGCCGCCACUACGGAGACGAAGUAGACCAGCUCCUGGGCACCCUCGCCGCCGUGUUCGUGUCCCACCUGCACGCGGACCACCACACGGGCUUGUUGAACAUCCUGCUGCAGAGGGAGCGGGCUCUGGUGUCGCUGGGGAAGCCGUGCCACCCUCUGCUCGUGGUGGCCCCCACCCAGCUCCGGGCCUGGCUCCAGCAGUACCACACCCAGUGCCAGCCGCUGCUGCACCACGUCAGUAUUAUUCCUGCCAAAUGCCUUCAGAAAGGAGCUGAGGUCUCCAACCCCACAGUGGAAAGGUUGAUUAGUUUGCUGCUGGAAACCUGUGGCUUGGAGGAGUUUCAGACCUGCCUGGUCCGGCACUGCAAGCACGCCUUCGGCUGCGCGCUGGUGCACACGUCCGGCUGGAAGGUGGUCUACUCGGGGGACACCAUGCCCUGCGAGGCUCUGGUCCAGAUGGGGAAGGACGCCACCCUCCUGAUCCACGAGGCCACCUUGGAAGAUGGUCUGGAAGAGGAAGCCGUGGAAAAGACACACAGCACCACCUCCCAGGCCAUCGGCGUGGGGAUGCGCAUGAACGCAGGGUUCGUCAUGCUGAACCACUUCAGCCAGCGCUACGCCAAGAUCCCGCUCUUCAGCCCUGACUUCAAUGAGAAAGUCGGCAUCGCCUUCGACCACAUGAAGGUCAGCCUGGGGGACCUCCCGACGGUGCCCAAGCUGAUGGCGCCACUGAAGGCCCUGUUCGCCGGGGACCUGGAGGAGAUGGAGGAGCGCAGGGAGCGGCGGGAGCUGCGGCAGGUGCGGGCGGCCCUGCUCGCCGGGGAGGAUGCAGAGCCCCUGCGGAAGCGGGCCCCCGCCGAGCAGCCCUCCAGCCCGCAGAGCAAGAAGGUCAGGGCCCAGUAGCGACGUGGGGCCUGCGCAGCCGCUGCGCGGUGGAGGAGGCCGACGUCGUCUCCAUGCACGCCGCGUCUUCAGUCUGUCAGGCGGAGUCGGGGCGCACCCCCCCCCCCCCCCCCGCUGCGGCCCAGCCAUCCCCUCUGUACCCAGAGGCAGCGGGGCCCCAGGAGCGCGUGGCUGUGGACGCAAAGCCUCCAGGAAAAGCGUCUCCAAGAACGGAACACAGUGAAGGUCGCGUUUGGAACCUGAGUGCUUUGUCCCUGUGCCGCCGCUGGGGACCCAGGGUGCUCGGAAACAGCAUGAUCGUGGCGGGGACCUGUCCCCAGGGAGCCACCACGCCUCAGCAGCCUGGUGUUUUGGCAGAAGUUGUGCAGACCCACAGCCAGGGUAGGCCAGGCCCGGCUACGCAGGGGCUCCGGGGAAACGCAAGCCUUCCCGUUGUUCCGGCGAAAGAGGAGCCCUGUUGCUUUCUUGCCCCGUGACAAGAGCCACUCACCGCCCUACAGAGUGCUGAGAAAUACCGCGUCAGGUGGCUCCGGUGCCCGCCUUUUGAGGAUGAACAACACUGAGGUUAGUGUUUGUUUGAAAAGUGAAUUUUCAAAGAAAGAUGCCUCUAGUAUUUGCAUAUUCUUCCAGGAGACUAGAGAAGGAGCUUUAAAGUUUCAGGUGCUGGGAGACGCAGACCAAGGACUGGACUUGCCUUGCCGUGACCUCGGGGUCCCUCCCGAGGCAGCACCUGGCAUCACCUCCCGUGGCCCCUUGAGCUUGUUAUUAAAACAAGAUAGGCCACACUCAGGGAUAAUAAAUCUAUUUUAAUAACAUUA
Molecule: messenger RNA, 3344 nt
Organism: Balaenoptera ricei (Rice's whale)
Lineage: Eukaryota; Metazoa; Chordata; Mammalia; Artiodactyla; Balaenopteridae
Gene: ELAC2
Product: elaC ribonuclease Z 2
Exons: 24
Coding region: 79-2526 (815 amino acids)
Biological process (GO): mitochondrial tRNA 3'-end processing
Cellular component (GO): mitochondrion
Molecular function (GO): 3'-tRNA processing endoribonuclease activity
Source: RefSeq, a predicted model, not a curated record